UCCCGCGUGGAGCCGCCGCCACCGCCGCCGGGGAGGAGGAAGAAGAUGAAGGACAAACAGAAGAGGAAGAAGGAGCGCACGUGGGCCGAGGCCGCGCGCCUGGUAUUAGAAAACUACUCAGAUGCUCCAAUGACACCAAAACAGAUUCUGCAGGUCAUAGAGGCAGAAGGACUAAAAGAAAUGAGAAGUGGAACAUCCCCUCUUGCGUGUCUCAAUGCCAUGCUACAUUCCAAUUCAAGAGGAGGAGAGAGCCUGUUUUAUAAACUGCCUGGCCGAAUCAGUCUUUUCACUCUAAAGAAGGAUGCCCUGCAGUGGUCUCGCAAUCCAGCUGCAGUAGAGGGAGAGGAAACAGAAGACACAGCUGAUGUGGAGAGCUGUGGAUCUAAUGAAGCCAGCACUGUGAGUGGUGAAAAUGAUGUGUCUCUUGAUGAAACAUCUUCUAAUGCAUCUUGUUCUACAGAAUCUCAGAGCCGGCCUCUUUCCAAUCCCAGGGACAGCUACAGAGUUUCCACACAGGCAAACAAGCAAAAGAAAAAGACUGGGGUGAUGCUGCCUCGAGUUGUUCUGACUCCUCUGAAGGUAAACGGGGCCCACCUGGAAUCUGCAUCAGGGUUCUCGGGCCGCCACGCCGAUGGCGAGAGCGGCAGCCCAUCCAGCAGCAGCAGCGGCUCUCUGGCCCUGGGCAGCGCUGCUAUUCGUGGCCAGGCCGAGGUCGCCCGGGACCCUGCCCCGCUCCUGAGAGGCUUCCGGAAGCCAGCCACAGGUCAAAUGAAGCGCAACAGAGGGGAAGAGAUUGAUUUUGAGACACCUGGGUCCAUUCUUGUAAACACCAAUCUCCGGGCCCUGAUAAAUUCUCGGACUUUCCACGCUCUGCCAUCCCACUUUCAGCAGCAGCUCCUCUUCCUCCUGCCAGAAGUGGACAGACAGGUGGGAACAGAUGGCCUGUUUCGUCUCAGCAGUAGUGCACUAAACAACGAGUUUUUCACCCAUGCGGCUCAGAGCUGGCGGGAACGCCUGGCUGAUGGUGAAUUCACUCAUGAGAUGCAAGUCAGGAUACGACAGGAAAUGGAGAAGGAAAAGAAGGUGGAACAAUGGAAAGAAAAGUUCUUUGAAGACUACUAUGGACAGAAAUUGGGGUUGACCAAAGAAGAGUCAUUGCAGCAGAAUGUGGACCACGAGGAGACCGAAAUCAAGAGUGAUUUGUGUGUCCCAGGAGAAUCAGCACGACCACAGCGUGGUCCAGCCACCCGGCAGCGAGAUGGGCAUUUCAAGAAACGCUCUCGGCCAGAUCUCCGAACCAGAGCCAGAAGGAAUCUGUACAAGAAGCAGGAACCAGAAGAAACAGGGAUUGCAAAAGACACACAGUCUGUGGCCCCAGAUACUCCCCUCUUCAAGGAGGGGGAGGCUGAGACUGAUGCAUCAGGGGGUGGCAGCCCCCACCUGCCAGGAAUAUCCUCUGCAGCACCCGACCCAGAGGGUCUUGAAAUCCCAGGUGAACCUGUGGCUUCCCACAUCCAGACUGAUACAGAGGACCUGGCGCGUGCCUCUGUGUCUCCAGACAGAAUUCCUAGCUUGCCUCAGGAGACUGUGGAUCAAGAACCCAAGGAUCAGAAGAGAAAAUCCUUUGAGCAGGCAGCCUCUGCGUCCUUUCCCGAAAAGAAGCCCCGGCUUGAAGAUCGUCAGUCCUUUCGUAACACAAUUGAAAGUGUUUACACCGAAAAGCCACAGCCCACCAAAGAGGAGCCCAAAGUCCCGCCCAUCAGGAUUCAACUUUCACGUAUCAAACCACCCUGGGUGGUUAAAGGUCAGUCCACUUACCAGAUUUGCCCCCGCAUCGUCCCCAUCACGGAGUCCUCCUGCCGGGGCUGGACUGGUGCCAGGACCCUCGCAGACAUUAAAGCCCGUGCUCUGCAGGUCAGAGGGACCAGAGGCCACCACUGCCAUCGAGAGGCGGCCGCCACUGCCAUCGGAGGCGGGGGUGGCCCGGGUGGAGGUGGCGGCGGGGCCACCGAUGAGGGAGGUGGCAGAGGCAGCGGCAGUAGUAAUGGUGGUGAGGCCUAUGGCCACCCUGAGCCCAGGGGAUCCCCGAGCACCCCUGGAGAAUGUGCGUCAGAUCUACAGCGAACACAAUUACUGCCGCCUUGUCCUCUAAAUGGGGAGCAAGUUCAGGCCAUAACUGGUAUGUCCAGAGCCAAGAGAGAGAACCUCACUUCGCCCGAAAAGGAAGAGAGCAGUCCUGUACAAAGGGUUUCAAACAUCCUGACGAGCAGACUGGAUGAUGCUUCCCAACUCCCCAUUGCUCCAGCUGGAGGCCAGCUUCACCCUCCAAGGAUCCCAGACUCCCUGUCAUCCAAAACCUCAGCACCUGAGCAGUCUCCAUUGCAUCUAGGUGUUAGAACUGAAUGUGGUUCUGGUACCACUUCCUGGGAAAAGGAUAAAGAACAAGGACCCACUGUACCCACAGAAAACAGUCCUACUCAGUCUUUGGUAGGGGAUGUUGUGUUAGAAGAAGGAACUGGCCAGACUGUAGAUGGUGACUGUCAUCCCACCACGAAAGAGCCUGUGAAUGUGACCCCCAUUUCCACUCCUGAAUCGUCAUUUGCUGGUUGCCUGCAGGACAGACAACCCGAUGACGAAUUAGGACUUGAUAACUCAUGCCCAACCAUGAGGGAAAGUGCUACUAGACAAGAAAAUUUGAAAAACAAGGCUCUUGUCUGUGCCGGUGCUGCAGCUUGGAUGCCUGGCCCAUUGAAUGACAAGACGGAGGGACAGCCUGAACUGAACUCUGGAGAAAAUGUCCCAUCUGCUGAGCCCCAGGUCAGCAAGGGGCAGGAGAAAGCAGCUCCCAUCACUUCAGCAUUGCCUGGGGGGUUGAUAGCUGAAGAGGGUUUAGAGCCCCCCAGCAGCUUUCCUUCACUCUGGACAGUGUCGGCUGGAGGAUGUGCUGACAGUGCUGGCAGCAACUGUGACCAGAUGGAAGUUGAGAGGCUGAAAAUCAAUGGAGACUCCGAAGCAUUGAGUCUUCACAGUGAGUCCACAGACACAGCUUCUGACUUUGAAGGCCAUCUCUCUGAAGACAGCAGUGAGGCCGAGGCUAGUGAAACCAUGGUGAAAAAGGGAUCUUUGGUGGCAGAUGAGGAGAAACAUGGCUGUAACCCACCUGCCUCACCAUCCAAGGUGAAUAGUGACCCAAGUAUGAUUUCAAGGACAGAUGAAAUAGCUGCUCCUCAGAGCUGGGUGUCUCGAGUAUGUGCGACCCCUCAACGAAUCCCAGACUCCCUUCUUCUGGCUAGUACUGAGUGCCAGCCAAGCCCCUUGCCCCUGGGUAGAUCUGGGUCAUCACUGGAGGUGACUAACCCACUGGUGAUGCAGUUGCUACAGGGCAGCUUGCCUCUAGAGAAGGUUCUUCCUCCAGCCCUCAACAGCAGACCUGAAUCUGCACACUUCCCACUCAUGAAAGAGCAGAGUCAUAGUCGAUCACAUGGAAUGGGAUCUCUGCAAGAUGCUGGGGAAAACAGAUGCACAUUUAGCAGGAGCAGCCCUAGUACUCUAAGAUCUUCAAAGGAACCACUUCUAACUGAGAGCCAUGAAGCAAGCAGUAAUAUUGCCAGACUAGAGUCCGCCCCAGUUCCUGGUGAGCCCCAAAAGAUUGUCCCAAAUUUAGACUCCCUCUAUCCAGUGACAAAUCCAGUGGCUGCUGCUGGGAAGCUCCAAGGGGAUUCCAAAGGGCAGUUCUCUUCCUUCAGUUUUGAAGACCAGAAGGAAGGCCAUGGCCUGCCCCAGUGCAGUAAUUCCAUUACUGCCCCAGGCAAGAGUCCAGGAAAUCUCACUACCUCGAGACCCCCUCGUUUCUCAUCUCCAAAUGUGAUCUCCAUGGGUCCUGAUCAGAGAGGUCGGACCCUGGGUGAUCAGAACAAUGCUGGAGGUCAAGGGAAGAAACUCUUUGGCUCUAGGAAAGUGACUGCAGCCCUUCAGUGUCCCAGGCCUGUGGCACCAGUGCCGCAGCCUGCUGAUGCUCCUCCUGGCUUUCCUAAUACGAAGUUGGAGCCAAGCAAAAACCCUGUGUCUGGUGGGGUACAGACUCCCAGGGAGGAUUGGGCGCCAAAGCCACCGCCUGCCUCUGUUAGCAGCAUGAAGAGUCAGAAGACUUUUGUGGGGGGCCCUCUCAAGGCAAAUGCAGAGAACAGAAAUGCUGUAGGGCCUAGUACUCGGGAGCUGGUGGAUCAAUUGCAGGGAAUGCCCUUUGUCCUUGACCUGCCCUUCUGGAAAUUACCCCGAGAACCUGGGAAAGGACUCAGUCAGCCUCUCGAACCUUCCUCCAUCUCCUCCCAACUCAACAUCAAACAGGCAUUUUAUGGGAAGCUUUCCAAAUUCCAACUAAGUUCCACCAGCUUUAAUUAUCCUUCCAGCUCCCUCACCUUUCCCAAAGGCCUUGCUGGAAGUGUGGUACAACUGAGCCACAAAGCACACUUUGGUGCGAGCCAUAGUGCAUCACUGUCCUUGCAGAUGUUUACUGACAGCAGCAGGGUGGAAAGCAUCUCACUCCAGUGUGCAUGCAGCCUGAAAGCCAUGAUCAUGUGCCAAGGCUGUGGUGCAUUCUGUCACGAUGACUGUAUUGGACCCUCAAAACUCUGUGUAUUGUGCCUUGUGGUGAGAUAAUAAAUUAUGGCCAUGGGAAAAGCUGUAUAUUUAGUGUGUGUAUUUUGAUAAUGAUUGAUCUUAAAUCUGCAUACAGAAUAUCAUUGAUACAGUAGACUGUCUCUCCAGCAAGAACAUUCUUGCCUUUCCCUAAAAUUUAUAGUGCUAAAGCUCCUCCAUCACUCACUAACCCUUGUUGUCUAACUGGAGGGGUUUCCUUCUGGGCAGCUUGUUGGGCUGCCCACAGCUGACUAACCAGCCUGAGCUCUCAACACAGUCUGGCGUAGCAUGGGGAGCCAGCCUAACUCCCAGCGGGACUUGAAGCUGAGGCAAGAAGGCUGUGACCUCCACCAAGGGAACUCAUUUACCUGAAUUGAGUAGAAAUGUCAGUCUUCCACUGCCCCCUCCCUACCAUUUUUCCUUCUACUCAGUCUGGGGAGUUAGUUGAUGGUUGAGAAGCCAGCACAGGGUUCCAUUUAACUCCCAGCAGUGCCCACCAGGGGGCUCAAGUACCUGCUGAUUUCAGGGUCACAGUCAUUUGCCUGUUGAAGAGCCAGUUUGGCCUUUGGUUAUGUUGCUGAAGCAGAUUUGGAACUUUAUCCGCUAGUCCACAGGAGCUUUGGAAUCUUGAAUAGCCCUGUUUGGACAACAGGAUUGGGCAUAGGCCUGUCUUUACUCUUGAAAUGCCAUCUGUAGACCUUUUAAAUCAGAUAUGUAGGCAUUUGGGCGGGUGAAUUGAAUUCCUCUGCUUGAUACCUUCCCCGUCACUUUGGACUCUGGGAGUGGGCAUCUCCACGCACCGUGUAUGUGACAGUCAUUUUACAUUUUCAAAGCAGUGUGUGUUUCUUAUUUUUAUAUUUUUAACUCUUUAUCCUUGGAUGUAUAAAGUGAACUUUUUGGCUUCUGUAAGUAUGCUCUAUGCACCUAUAAAACUGUUUUAUCAUGUAUUUAUACAUUGUACACAGUGCUGGCCAAUUCUGUAAAUGGAUGUAUUGUACAGAGAACAUGACCAUCUCUCCCGUAUUUUACGUCUUGAGCGUCGUUGCAUUCAAAUGGUGUAAUUGACUUCUCUCUACCUGUGCUAGAGCGAGCCACUGCGUGCUGUGCUGCCCAGUGUGAGGGGGGAGUGAUUGGUGUUUUACCAGGUUGGCCCCCAUGCCCUGUCACAGCCUGCUGAGCCACAGUCACUCCUGUAAGCUACUGAGCAAAUGAUCUUGCUCCUCACCUCUUCUCCAACCUUCACUGGCUGCUCGCUGCCAUUUGGGACAAAUCACCACCACCAGUGUUAAGUGCUCCUGGAUUCAUGGGUGAGUGUCCUGGGCAGUCCCAAGCAGGCCUUCCAGAACUGACUCUAGUAUACAUCAUCUGUCAGCAGUACCUGGGACCACAUUAUCCUGGUGUCACAGGACCCCUUUUGACUUAGUUUUGACAACAGGUUGGGGAAGAAAAAAAAGAGGUCUCCAUGGUUGUCCCUCUCCCGACCCAGCCUUAUUUCUUAUACCUCAUACCUUGACUUGUGGUAGAGUUGAGAGUCGUCCCUGUUUAACCCAGGCCUCCCUGUGUGAGUGUUUCUGUAUCGAGUAUAAAAUCGGUAUGGCCUCAGCAAGUCUUAUUUCAUCUGAAGGGUUAUCCCCCACUCCCAUUUCAUCCACUGGCGUUUUGUCAUCUGAAGCGUGAGUGAAAAGUUGUCAAUGAUGUGGUGAUUUAACUGCAGUAUUUGCAAAGUCCGAGUUGUCGACUUCCAGAGUCUCUUUACCAAAGAUAGGUUCGAACAGAGGCCCAAGUGUGUCUGAUCCUCUUCUGCUGCGAGCUUUGGGGCCACUCUAGGGUAGUUUGAAACUGGUCUGGUCCACGGGGCUGCCCAGGGAAAGCACUGCUCUUGUAUGUCUCUUGUGGUAUUGGAAAAAUAAACCUGUACAACCUG
Messenger RNA from Condylura cristata (star-nosed mole), 6562 nucleotides. RefSeq names its product additional sex combs like transcriptional regulator 1 (gene ASXL1). The record is from RefSeq and is a predicted model, not a curated record. Gene Ontology annotation, biological process: positive regulation of transcription by RNA polymerase II; animal organ morphogenesis. Bases 46 to 4659 code for a protein of 1537 amino acids. Gene Ontology annotation, molecular function: chromatin binding; peroxisome proliferator activated receptor binding; DNA binding. Gene Ontology annotation, cellular component: PR-DUB complex. The transcript is spliced from 13 exons. Lineage: Eukaryota; Metazoa; Chordata; Mammalia; Eulipotyphla; Talpidae.